AUGACAGAUGGAAGAUUCAAGUGCACAUCAUACCUGUUCGGCCAAGAGCUGCUCUCAACGUUCGGAACGCAGAUUGGUGAAAUUGCACUGAUACCCGCUACGGGCGGACUGUUUACUGUCGAGUUGACAUAUCUCCCGUCAAGUAGCUCGACGGAAGAGGGACGGGAUGUUGAUGCGAAGAAGGUUUUGCUCUGGGAUAGGAAGGCUGAGGGUGGGUUUCCAGAGACCAAGGUGUUGAAGCAGCGGGUAAGAGAUCAUAUUGAUCCGACGCGUGACUUGGGGCAUUCGGAUAAGCAUGGGAAGAAGAAAGAAGGCGGAGAAGAAGAAGCGGGGAAAGAGAAGGAUAGUGCUAAGCAUGGAGAGGAUGGAGAGCAGAAGGUGCAGGGGAAGGGAACAGAGGUCAAGAAGAAUCCGGAUGGGACUGUUUGUGAGGAUUGUAAAUGAAGGUAUCGUUCGCUAUGUGAGAGGCUGAAUGCCGCGAAUGCUCUACGUGUCUGCUAGCCUGUUGACUUAUAGUCCAACUCGCCUACGCUAGAGAAGAUGGGAGAUUGUGAAUGCCUCCAUGUGCUCUGCAAACCACAUAUCGCGAUUAGAUGGCAAGACAUC
Molecule: messenger RNA, 606 nt
Organism: Cucurbitaria berberidis CBS 394.84
Lineage: Eukaryota; Fungi; Ascomycota; Dothideomycetes; Pleosporales; Cucurbitariaceae
Exons: 4
Coding region: 1-444 (147 amino acids)
Source: RefSeq, a predicted model, not a curated record